AUGGCGGCGAAGAGAAUCGGUGCCGGUAAAUCUGGCGGUGGUGGAGAUUCGAGCAUCUUAGCGAAGAUCUCUAAUUCCGAGAUCGUAUCUCAGGGUAGACGUGUAGCUGGAGAUACCGUUGAAGUAUCGAAGAAAUUGCUCUGGAGCACUGGAAAAGCUGCGUGGAUCAGUGGGACAACUUUUCUAAUCCUUGUUGUUCCAUUGAUUAUCGUGAUGGAUCGUGAAGCUCAGCUUAAUGAAUUGGAACUUCAACAAGCUAGUCUUCUCGGAACUCCACCGUCUACUAUGCAAAGAUGA
Arabis nemorensis is the source of this 297-nucleotide messenger RNA. The record is from the annotation of a GenBank genome assembly. Lineage: Eukaryota; Viridiplantae; Streptophyta; Magnoliopsida; Brassicales; Brassicaceae.